AUGCGCGCAGGAGGAGGAGGUGGCGGCAGUAUCGGACAGAACAACUUUACGCCAGAAGGGGGAGCCGCGUCCUCGGCUUCCAGGAGGCUCUCCACCAAGGAGCCCUGCCUUCCUCACGCAGAGGACGCUCUCGCAUCCUCACGACACUCCGGAGCCACGGAGAACCGCGGACCUCAUCCGGGCGAUGCUGCCCACCACGGACAGAGCUGCAGAGCAUCUGGGGUGGACUCGGAACCGGCCGUCGCGAUAGACAACGCGGACGCGACAACGGGUGAUGGUCGCAGCAGCGUCGCGCCAAUUUCCAGCAUGAAAUGCAACAAAAACGGAGAAUGCAGGAGGGACUCGGGCACCGGGAGCCUGCGCUCGAUCAUCUCCAAGCAGGAGAAGCAGAGCGGCGGCGGGUCGACGAGGGCCGAGGACGCAGGGAGCGCCAAGCGCGGUGCUUGUAACUCGACCACCGCCAGCAUGGACGGCUCCAUCACACCAGGCGGGUCCCUCGCUGGGGGACACGCAGGCGAGAGCGUUGCCCCCGGAGCGAGCGGCGUGCCCGAGAAAAAGGACCCCAAGGUGUCCUUCUCCAACGCACCGAGCCGGAAAGCCUCGUCGUCCCUGCACGGGCCGAGCCAGACCCCGCAGCCGAGGAACUCUGUCACUUUCCAGAAGCCGGAAGAUGGACCCCAAAUCGUCCCCGCCGAGGAUGCAGAAACCCAAGGCAGCCAGGCCAGCUUCAUGCAGAGGCAGUUCAGUAGUAUGCUGCAGCCGGGAGUUAACAAAUUCUCCUUACGCAUGUACGGCAGCCAAAAGGCUGUGGAGAGGGAACAGGAAAGAGUUAAAUCAGCCGGGAAUUGGAUUAUCCACCCCUACAGUGAUUUCAGGUUCUACUGGGAUUUCACAAUGCUGCUGUUUAUGGUGGGCAACCUGAUCAUCAUUCCCGUGGGCAUCACCUUCUUCAAAGAAGAGACCACCACGCCCUGGAUCAUCUUCAACGUAGUCUCGGACACUUUCUUUCUCAUGGACCUGGUGCUCAACUUCCGCACAGGAAUCAUCAUUGAGGACAACUCGGACAUCAUUUUGGACCCUGAAACCAUUAAGAGAAAAUACCUAAAGACGUGGUUCAUCGUAGACUUCAUCUCAUCCAUCCCAGUGGAUUACAUAUUCCUCAUAGUGGAGAAAGGGAUUGAUUCCGAAGUGUACAAGACCGCUCGAGCCCUGAGGAUCGUCCGCUUCACCAAGAUCCUGAGUCUUCUGCGGCUGUUGAGGCUCUCAAGAUUAAUACGCUACAUACACCAAUGGGAAGAGAUCUUCCAUAUGACCUAUGACCUGGCCAGUGCUGUGAUGCGGAUCAUCAACCUGAUUGGCAUGAUGCUGCUGUUGUGUCACUGGGAUGGCUGCCUCCAGUUCCUGGUUCCCAUGCUGCAGGAGUUCCCCUCUGACUGCUGGGUGUCCCUCAACAAAAUGGAGAACGACACCUGGUCCGAGCUCUACUCCUUUGCCGUCUUCAAGGCAAUGAGCCACAUGCUGUGCAUCGGAUACGGCCGUCAAGCCCCAGAAAGUUUGUCCGAUAUCUGGCUCACCAUGUUGAGUAUGAUCGUGGGAGCCACUUGCUACGCUGUCUUCAUCGGCCACGCAACAGCCCUCAUCCAAUCGCUGGACUCCUCCAGACGGCAAUAUCAAGAAAAGUACAAACAAGUGGAGCAGUACAUGUCCUUCCACAAACUGCCUGCCGACUUCCGUCAGAAGAUCCACGAUUAUUACGAGCACAGAUACCAGGGCAAGAUGUUUGACGAGGAGAGCAUUUUAGGAGAACUCAGCGAGCCGCUCCGAGAGGAAAUUGUCAACUUCAAUUGUCGUAAGCUGGUGGCGUCCAUGCCCCUGUUUGCCAACGCCGAGCCCAACUUUGUCACGGCCAUGUUGACCAAACUGCACUUUGAGGUAUUUCAGCCUCAUGAUUACAUCAUACGGGAGGGUACCAUCGGGAAGAAAAUGUAUUUCAUCCAACACGGAGUCUGCAGCGUCAUCACCAAAGGCACACUUGCGAUGAAACUCUCCGAUGGCUCCUAUUUUGGAGAGAUCUGUCUGUUGACGAGGGGCCGACGCACAGCCAGCGUCCGAGCAGAGACGUACUGUCGACUCUAUUCUCUGUCUGUGGACGACUUCAAUGAGGUGCUAGAAGAAUAUCCCAUGAUGAGACGAGCUUUUGAGACGGUGGCGAUCGACCGAUUAGAUCGCAUAGGUAAAAAGAAUUCCAUCCUGAUGCACAAAGUUCAGCACGAUCUCAACUCCGGCGUCUUCAACAACCGUGAGAACGAGAUGAUCCAGGAGAUUGUCAAGUUCGACCGUGAGAUGGUGAAGUUGGUGGACCUGCAACGGCCACGGGCGAUGUCAAUGACGCCUUCCAUCGGCGGUAUCUUCGCUCCCCCUGGCCAACAGUCGCAAACCGGUUCCGCUAUCGCCACCCUCCAGCAGGCCGUGGCCAUGAGCUUCUGCCCUCAAAUGGCGAAUCCGCUCGUGGGUCCGGGAACUUUACAGUCUCCUCGUAUGGUGCGAAGGUUCCAGGUGAUGCAGAACUUACAAAGCCCGGUCUCCAUGUCUCCUCUUCAAUCGCAACCCCCUCAGACGUUCGGAGGAGCAUUUGGAUCCGCCAUCUCCAGCCCGCCCGUUCAGAGCCCCUUAGCGGCUACAGGACGGACUUUCCAGUACAUGGCCAGCGUGGGCCCGUCGGGGUCCCAGUUGUCCUUAGUACAGCACCACGUACCCAGUCCCACACAGACCCAGCAGAGGCCCGCCUCACACAAGAGUACCCACUCCCUUCACACGGGGAGCUUGAGCCAGGAUAGCCGAGCACUGUCCGCCUCCCAGCCUUCACUUCCCCAGGAGGGAGGGCCGCAAGCUGCAUCUGCGGUCCCCAGCCCUCCUCCCUCCACGCGCACCUCCAAUGCGUCCAUCGGACCCCCGCACCCCAACCUGCCCGGGCCCUCUGGGGUAGGUAGAUCGGCGGGUGCUCAACAGAGGGUAGCCUUUGCAUCCACACCUCCUCCUAGUGCUCCUGCCGCGACUGGGCCAGUAGUAGCAGGAGCUGCUGGAUCAGGUCCCUCAGACUCUGGCGUUCCCAAGAAAGAUUCCAUCGUCAGCCUUCCGGAGCUAGACUCUGCCAGAUCUCGGCUGUCUUCCAACUUGUGACCCAUUUGAGGAAAGAGGCCUUUUUUAUAGGUGAAUCUGUUUGUUUCGGGUCGCUUGAUCCCAACGACCAAUCGGCCGUCCAGUCAUUGGGGCCUGGAUGUCAGCUGAGGGAGACGCGUCUCAAAGUCACGGUGGUACUUUGAGCGAGGAGAAGUCUAUACAAUGAAACUAGCAUAACGUGAGGUUGAACUGGUCUGUGGCAGCCAGCACCUUUCUUCUUAGUAUCACCCCUUACACUCUGCUUCCAAACACCAACUGUAUAUCGCUGUCUUUACUGUAAAGAUAUUUAGAUGAUUAAUGUGACAUUUGCAUACUGUGUAGAAUCCAUGCGAUGCAAUCUAGCAGGAGCUGGACUUGAAACAUGAAAAAUCAGGGACUCGAGGUCAAACGACAAUGACAUUUUCAAUCUUGAAGUGUUUUGAGUGCUUUUUAUUUUACGUAGAAGCUGUCGUAGCAAAAUAACACAUUGCUCUUCAUUUUUCUUUCAGAUAGUAAUGGACCAAAAAAAAAAAAAAAAAAAUCAUGUUGUAGACCGCUGGUCGAUCUUACAUUGAAAUGUAAAUAUUUGACGAAAAAGAGUACGGAGGAAUAUUAUAUUCAUUGUAUCUACCCAAACCAAAGUUGAGCUCGAACACAAAGUCUGGUUGUGUCUGUAUCAACUAAAAAAGAAAAAAAAAAAAAAAUGAAACAUAGAAGAAAAUGCCAUUUAUUUAACUGCCUUGAUUCAAUGUUAGAAGCCAUAUAUUUGGUUUGUGCGUUUGUUUAUAUAUAUGUGGGCGUACGUCGGUGUGCGUGAGUUUGUUUUGGGCUUUUGUUUUCGGAGAAUGAACUCCCUCUCUCUCACUCUUCUUCGUCAGGGCUUGAUUAGUUUGGCGUGCUGACAGCGUCGCUGACCACCUCUCGCAAAAACAUCCGGAAAGUGGCCCGACCUUUGCUCAGCAUCGCGAUUGUAAGCCCGGAGGCAAAAGGCGUUUAAAUAAUCUCAGCUUUAUCGAAAGGAGACGUCGGAGAACAUCACAUAUUGUAAACUUGCUUGUUUUUUUUUGUCUCGGUUUAUGAACACAUGCAAUAUAAUUCUGCAAUACUCUACCCCGCCUAUAUCUAAAUAUAUAUGAAUAUAGAUAUCGAAACAUGUUGUACAGGAAAGUGAUUUCUUUUUCCUUCAUUUGGAUCGUGAACUUUUUAAAGAAUCCAACAGCUGUUGUGGCUUCACUUGAGCUAUUGUAAUACAGUGACCAUGUUGUUAACUUAACCAAAAAUCUUUGAAGGGAUUGGAGGUUGUGCAGUGUCAGGAAGGAAGAAAAAAAAAAAAGAUUAAAACCAAUCUGGUUCAUUCAGAGCGACGAGAAUUGUCAAAGCCCCAUUGGUGAUUCUGCUCCGAGUCCAAAUCGUCCCCCUAAACUCCAAAUGAAUGUCUCAACAUUUUGAUUGAUGACGAUCCGAGGAUUGCGUUGAGGCUUGUAUUUCUUCUCGAGUUAUUUCCAACCUUCUCUUACUGAAUGUACGCCAUACGCGAAAGAGGACAGCUAAUCAGAUACGAACUGCCAUGUAAAUAAAGGGACGAUGGUUUGAAGAUGCUUUUAUGAUGCAAAGAGGUUGCUGCUGCUGCUGCUGCUUUUAAGAAAACUUGACGAUGCUUCUCCAGGUUGCUGUGUUUUUCCCGUACGCUAUCACCGACAUCCCAUCACCGCAUCAAACGAUGUACUGAGGUCGAAAAAUAGCGAGCAGAAGGAGGAGGAGAUGUCAUUAAUAAGCACCUCGUGUUGCACUACAACCUUGUGAUCAUAAUGAAAAUCAAUGCUCUAUCUUCCUAAAAUGCUUCUCCCGGCCCCAUUAUGUGGUUAACUUGUCGAAAAGUGGAUUCAAUUCUACCCGGGCUCAACAGAUGAUUUAGCCGAUUCGCAAACAAGGCAAACAGUUAGCAUCGACCCGGAGCUAAACUAGUAAAACUGUUGCGAUGGACUUUUCACUCAGGUUUGCUUCCUUUGGAGAGAGAUGUAUUGAUCGCUCCAGCCAAGUGGGCUAUUGAUUGAUACCCACUUGUUCGUUCUCCCCAUAAUCAACAUGCGGCUCAUUUUAAAUGGACCCAUUUUAAAUUAAUCCUCCAUUUUGUUUUUCGAAACCACGUCUUCUGAAUCUGCUCUUGAAACAAGGUUUAGGUGAUUGUUUUAAUCCAAGGGCUUCAUCUCAUAGCUUGAAAACACUUUUAAUUGUCAUGUAAACAUGGUGGGUCCCCGAUGCGGCGGCCCUAUUCAUCAGCAACUUUCUAUUGCUUUUUUUCCUAUGGGAAAGGUACAGUACAGUACAGUACAUGGCGAAAGGCCAAUACGAUUGUGAAUGAUCUCGUCGUGUGCUUCGAUAACUGUCGCGUUGCAAUCAAUUGGUCCUCUUCCCUGUUCCUUUUUUGUGCUAAAACCAGAGUUUGCCCUAUUAAGCUGCUAGCAGGACUCUGCUGAUAUUAUUUGAAGUGAGUCAAUGAGAGCAAAAAUGGCGGGAGAGCUAAUGUUUCAAGGCAAUAUCAGACAAUUGCAUUGCAUCCGUCCACUAAGUCACUCCCACGGGAAGGAUGACAAGCAAGAACCAGAACCCUUGACCGUCAUGGCCAAGCAAAUUCCAUAACGUCAAAUAGUUCCGACUGGACCUUUCUGUCAGGUGGAGUGAGAAGCUCUCAUAUUUGUUUGACACUGACUGACAAUUAUUGAGGGUUCUCAAACUUCUCAUUUGUUGCCGUACCAGAUAUAAAAGGUACUGAAUGCCUUGGUGUUGAUAUGUUAGCAAAUCAGGGUCUUUCUUUUCUUUCUAUGUGUCCUCUGAUUUGUCCGUACAGUUUGUUUGGUUCUUGCUUUUACAAUGUAUAUACCUUGUGCCUAGUGUAUAAUCUAGUUUCCACAUAGUCUAUUUUUGUGGUA
Molecule: messenger RNA, 6089 nt
Organism: Syngnathus typhle (broad-nosed pipefish)
Lineage: Eukaryota; Metazoa; Chordata; Actinopteri; Syngnathiformes; Syngnathidae
Product: potassium/sodium hyperpolarization-activated cyclic nucleotide-gated channel 2-like
Biological process (GO): transmembrane transport; potassium ion transport
Cellular component (GO): membrane
Molecular function (GO): voltage-gated potassium channel activity
Source: RefSeq, a predicted model, not a curated record